Messenger RNA from Dromaius novaehollandiae (emu), 18084 nucleotides. It is a transcript of the gene FAM135B, whose product is annotated as family with sequence similarity 135 member B. The coding region runs from base 16 to 4296 and encodes 1426 amino acids. The transcript has 19 exons. NCBI's taxonomy places the organism in Eukaryota, Metazoa, Chordata, Aves, Casuariiformes, Dromaiidae. The record is from RefSeq and is a predicted model, not a curated record.
UGACCUGAAAAAACCAUGUCUGAGGUCCAGGGAACAGUCGAGUUUUCUGUGGAGCUACACAAAUUCCAUAAUGUGGAUCUCUUCCAGAGAGGGUAUUACCAGAUAAGAGUUGGACUGAAAAUCCCAUCCAGGAUUCCCCAUAGACUGUUUGCGACGAUUGCGGGACAGACAGGUGAUUCCAGCCUUUGCUCAGCCUGUGUUCAUGAAAACAACGUUUACAGCAGAAUAUUUCAGAUCUUGUACAGGAACGAAGAAAUCAUUCUUAAUGAAUCAAUGAACUUCAGAGUGCACCUGCUUCUGGAUGGUGAAAGGGUGGAAGACGCAUUGAGCGAGGCAGAUUUUCAGCUCAAGUUGGACCUGCACUUUACUGACAGUGAACAACAGCUGAGAGAUGUUCCAGUGAUCCCCAUGAUUAGCAGCCGUACACUGUGUCUUCACUUCCAUCCCCGAAGAGGCCUGCACCACCAUGUUCCUGUCAUGUUUGACUAUUUCCACCUGUCAGUGAUAUCCGUCACGGUGCAUGCGUCACUGGUAGCAUUACACCAGCCUCUGAUCAGUUUUGCUCGUCCGGGGAAAGGAUCAUGGCUUGGUAAAGGCAACCUGGAGACAGGACCAGACCAGUCCAGUAUGUCCUUAGAGAAUCUAGUGUUUGGCGCUGGCUACUGCAAACCCACUUCCUCAGAGGGUAGCUUUUAUGUUCCUUCUGAAAACUGCAUGCAGCAUGCCUACAAAUGGCAUAAGGACCUGUGUCUUCUACUCUUGAAUGCUCAUAGAGGACUUCACAUGUACUACACCCUCAUAAUGAAGGAGAUUCCUGAAUUACCGCAGCUGAAGUUGGAGGAGCUAUCCGUGGAAGACACGUUAUCUCAGCUUUGUACGGAGCUUCAGCUGUUGAGCAAUCCAGAGAAGAUAGCAGAACAGAUAAGCAAGGACCUUGCCUGGCUUUGCUCCCACCUCUUGGCCCUGUGGACGCAGUUCCUGGAAGUGGCAACACUCCAUGCAGAAGUCACAGCUUAUCUGACUCAGGAACAUCACAUGUUAAGGGUAAGAAGAUUCUCAGAAGCCUUCUUCUACACUGAGCACCAGAAACUCGCUGUGCUGACAUUUCAGGAAGGCCUGAUCCAAAGUCAUGGACAGAUUUCUACAGAAAUUCGGAAUUCAGAGUACUUCACCAGCAUGCCCCCUCUGCCAGCAGAAUGCCUCGACAUAGACGGGGACUGGAACACACUCCCAGUUAUAUUUGAAGACAGGUACAUGGAUUUGCCUUGCAAAGACCAGAAUUUGGAUGUUUUCCCAGAUUUUGAGGUUCCUGCAAGUACACAAAUGGAUGCAAUAGGCAACAAGGAAGAUUUUGCAUCACACGAUGCAGUAGCGAAAGGAGACUUUGGGAAAGGUACUCUGCUAAUUCACACAGACAGAAUAAAUGGGAAUCCCUCCUGUCUAUACAGUGGUACUGAAGGUGCUGCUUAUACAGCUAAAGGUUUAAACCAGCACUCCACAUCUCAGGUAUGUACAGUGAACAAAGAAGGCCAAAGGAAACCUGAAAAUAUUUUUGUUUCAAGUAAAGGAACUGCUUCUAACUCGGAGCUGGGCAAUAGCGAAUGCAUAUCAGAGGACUUUAAAACAUCUGAGGAUGUUUCAUUAAAAGACAAUAGACUUGCACCAGAUGUUACCUAUGGAGAUACAAAACCUAGCAAUAAGGAUUCCCACAAAAGUGAACCCGUGUUAAUUGUUAGUGCUCAGGAUGACUGCGGAGCAUGUGGAACUGAUGGCUUGGAAAGCAGGACUGAAUUACAUAAAACAGCUGAAUCUAGUCAUCCGGCAAAUAAUUUCACUUCGUCUGAACUUGCACUAAAUGAACUAACCAGUCUUGAAAAACCAGCAGAUCCAGAUGCCAAGGCUCUGUUACCUGUUUUGAAAGCUGUGCCCACCCACAGCUUUGAAAUGAAAUUGUUCACAAAGGAACAACGAGCUGAAGAAUGUGAAGAGUUUACCCUGAUGUCAGGGGUUAUAAAGAGAUCUUCUUCAAUAAUAUCUGAUUCGGGCAUUGAAAGUGAACCAAGCUCGGUGGCAUGGUCUGAUGCACGUAGUCGGGCUCUGGAGCUGCCCAGUGAUCGAGAGAUCCUACACCACUUGGUACGGAGACAUGCCAUUCACCGAAAUUCCCUGGAGGGUGGCCACACGGAAAGCAAUACCAGCUUGCCCAGUGGGAUCCAAGCAUCGCUCACGUCCAUUAGCUCUUUGCCCUUUGAGGAAGAGGAGAGGGAAGUAGAGCUUACCAAACUGACCAAAUCUGUUUCAGCUCCUCAGAUCAGCAGCCCGGAAGAGCCUGUGGAGGAGGUGGAUAUAGCCAAACACAGUGAAGCACCCUCAGGAGCUUCAGGAGGAAACUUAAAAAGUUGCAUGGAAACAGAGAGCAGAGACAGUCCAUUAACUGUGAACUUUUCUGAAAGUCAGAUUGCUGAAAGUGGUCAGACCACUGAAAGUGGUCGACUAGAACCGAAAGGACAUCCAAAACCCUCUGCUAAACGCAGUAGCAGUAACACUGAGUUACAAGGGGAAGGGGAGAAGGAAGGUUUUUCAGAGACAUACUGCAGUUUGGAAUGUGCAGAAACCCCUGUAACUCAAAAGCAGCUCAGAGAUGAUGAUUCUGAAUGCCAGUCAGUGGAGAGCAGUGGCGAGUGCAGCUUAAAAACACCAACAGCUUGUAGUUACUUGGACAUGAAUAUAGGUAAUUUUGAUACAUCCAUUGAGGAUCCAAAGGAUAAACCUAAGCCAGACAGUUUGAACAUACAGCAAGACUUUUAUUCCGGUUUUAGGAUAUCAGGAGAGGAGAAUUUCUCACAUGGCAUGAAGCUGGUGCCAGAUUUUUGUUAUCCUGUUCCAACUCCCUUGGAGACCUCCACUGAGUUUGGCCCAAUGCAAGGAGAGCGUGCUGACUCUGCUGCUGACAAAAGCCUGGCAGUAUAUGCAGAAAUGCAGGGUUUACAAGAAAUUGAGCUCAACGAUUCACCCGCCUCAGCGCCGCCUGCCACAGGAUCCUACCAGGCUGAAUUUCCUCAGGAACCUGACAACAGAGAGCAUAAACUUGUAGCUAAUGGCACCGGGUUUCAUUCGGUGACAACGGAAGGGGUAGCACUGGAAAGCAGAAAGUCUGUUGAUGUGGUUAACCUGUCUGUCUCCUGCACUGCCACAUGUCUUCCUUUUUCUUCCGUGCUCAAGGAGACCCCUGCUAUGGUCGGCUUCUCUUCAAAGCAGGCUCCAUUUCCCAUUACGCGCCAGCCUCUAGGCUCUUUCGGAGUUGUCUCUUCUAAUUCAAAUGAGAUGGAUGAAGAGGCCAAUGAAAGGAUGCUGAAUUUUUAUCAGGCCAAAGAAAAAUUUAAAAAAGAAAUGAAGAUUGAAGGAUUUCUGUACAGUGACUUAUCUGUACUAGCUUCUGAUAUCCCAUAUUUUCCACCAGAGGAAGAGGAAGAAAAUUUGGAAGAUGGAAUUCACCUGGUUGUCUGUGUCCAUGGGUUGGAUGGUAACAGUGCAGAUCUGCGGCUGGUAAAGACGUUUAUAGAACUGGGCCUUCCUGGUGGAAAACUGGACUUCCUAAUGUCUGAAAGGAAUCAGACUGAUACUUUUGCUGAUUUUGAUACAAUGACUGACCGAUUAUUGGAUGAAAUUAUUCAGCAUAUCCAGUUGUACAACCUCUCCAUAUCGCGAAUAAGUUUUAUCGGACAUUCCCUUGGUAACGUCAUCAUCCGAUCUGUACUAACUCGCCCCAGGUUUCGCUAUUACCUCAACAAAUUACACACCUUCCUGUCCCUCUCUGGGCCUCACCUGGGAACCCUUUACAACAACAGUACUUUGGUUAGUACAGGCCUAUGGCUCAUGCAGAAGUUGAAAAAAUCAGGGUCACUUUUGCAACUGACCUUCAGGGACAAUGCAGAUCUGCGCAAAUGUUUCCUCUAUCAGCUCAGCCAAAAAACAGGUCUUCAGUACUUUAAAAAUGUUGUGCUAGUGGCCUCACCUCAAGACAGAUAUGUACCCUUUCAUUCGGCAAGAAUAGAAAUGUGCAAAAAUGCACUUAAAGACAGGCACACAGGUCCUGUUUAUGCAGAAAUGAUUAACAACCUGCUCCAGCCAUUGAUUGGGGCGAAGGACUGCACUUUAAUACGACACAAUGUGUUCCACGCUCUGCCAAACACCGCCAACACGCUGAUAGGACGGGCCGCCCACAUCGCAGUGCUGGACUCUGAACUUUUCCUGGAGAAGUUUUUCCUCGUGGCAGGACUCAACUACUUCAAAUAGUGCCUGAAGUACCGGGUAACAGAAGCAAAACAUUUUGUUGAGUGGAGAAUCCCUUAGCCAAAAAAGUGCAGUAUCAGAAACGAGAUCAGGUGGGACUUCCAAACUCUCUCCAUUUUCAUUUCUGUUCCAGAGAAUAAAGUUCUAUGGCUUUAAGGUAUCCAAGCUUCCAAGUACUGGUGCUUUUGGAAGAAAUAAAUAUCUCUCUUGAGUUUCUACGCUCUUUGUCCACAUAAAGACAUAAGCCACUUCUGAAACAGAAUCAGAAUAAGAAGGCUAAUUCUCUAAAUGUUAUUGGACCAAUUUGAUUUCCAUUUCUCUCAGUUAUUAACCCAGGAACCUGGCUGUCCUUGAUUUAAUGUUUAUUUAUGUAUUAUCAAAGCUAUACAUCUGUAGCACUUUGGGGGUAGUUAACACAAGAGGAAACAAGUGUAUAUGAACUCAGGUUAAAACCUCCUUUGUGAUGAACUGAAAAGUCUGGAAAACAUUUGUGAAAGAUUUAAUGGUUCCAUUGUUGAAAGAAAAAGCUCAAAUAGUUCCAUUGUUGGUAAUCAUUUGUAACAUGCAUACAUUGAAAGAAUGGAAAGGGAAGAAAUAUUUUAAAUAGAAUGAAGAAACCUUGAUUUUUUUUUAAGUUUAAUUUGGAUUUUUUUUCUUCAAGUUAGAAGCUGCCAAACCAAGAGGAAUCUAUUGGAAUACUUGUGAAAUAUCAGUGACAUCUGUUAACACUUAUCCUGUUUACAUUUAUAGAGUAUUAUUAUUGUGCUUGUCAUUAUGACCUUAGAGGUCUUUGCUUUCAAAUGUGUAUCUAGGUACACUUGCCCCAAUAAAUAAAAUGUUUAUUUAUUACUUUGAGCUGAAAUUCAAAACCUAGCCAGUAAUACAGCUACAAAACCAAUCAGAUGAAAAUAGUCUGGUGAUACAGAGUGGUAAGCACUGUGGAAAGCUUAAAAAUACAGGGAUAUCUUCUUAGGCUGCUCUGCAAUGCCAUACUAAUGCUCUACUAAUGUCCAUUUACAGUGCUACAAACACCCUAAUUAUUGUAUGGUUACAGCUGGUUGAAACAUUUAAACCUAUGUUCAUACAAAGAUAUUACAAUUCUUUUUGAGGGUUUGGAAAAGAACCCAUUUUUCACUUUUUCUAGUUUUUUUGUAAUUUUUAAUUAAAAUUUGUAUCAAAAAGUUAUCAGCAUUUAAAAUGACAAAUUUCAAUAACUUUCUAUGUUUUCAUACCAUUUUGAUAAAUUUUCAAUGUCACAGCCGUUUUUUCAAAAAAGGGAAAGUGAAUAAUUCUUCACAAAUACUUAUUUGUUUGGAAGAAAGAUGAUUUUUAAAUGCAAACAUUUUUUAUUUAAAAACAUAACUGACCAGCUCUCCAUAUCUUCUGACAAAAGCAGUGAAAAAUGACAAAGAUGGUUCCAGGUGUCAAGACUCUCAGCAGUUAAUUAAAGUCAAGUCAGCAGAGAUCCCUGAAAUAGGUGAGUUAAAAUAAUAAUAAUAAUAACAAUAAAAAAUAAACAGGGGAAACAUUUGUGCAUGAAAAAGUUAGUUUUUAAGUAAAACUAGUAUUCAAAAGAAGAAAGUGGACAAGUUGUGCAGAAUUAGUUCAGAAAAAGAGUUGCUAGCAGACUGGCAAACACUGCUAAAAAGUGAGGCUGGUUUGAUAUGUAGGUGUAUUUUUAAAUAGAAAGAAAUAAGAAGGAAUAUACAAAAGGGUGGGAUUAAGAUCAUCUGAAAAUAAGAAGUUGUAUUGCACCUAAAAAUUAUCUUCUGCCACUCAAAGGUCACAUUGAAAUUAAGUAGAAAUACUUAUAUGGUAAGUUUCAAUGCUGACAAAUUUUGUGAACAUUAAAUAUUGUUGCAGUACUUGAAUGAAAUAGGUAGAUACUAUUAUCCCUUUUUCUUUUAUAAACUGGCAGUUUAAAGCCAAAAGCGGGAUUUACCUGGUUUACAAAAAAUUCGAUGUCAGUAAUGAAGAACUUCUGGCUCCCACUUCUGGUUUUGGAAGUCUUCAUCCAUCACUUUUCUGCCUCUACAUUUUAGUGCUGGCUAAACGUACAUAUCACAGCUUACUUCUUCCUUGGCAAAUCGUUUACACAGUUUCGAGUAUAAUCGGGGAUGUAGGCUGAGCUUUCAUACAGCACAAUGGUUUUGAUCUGCAGUCACAGACUUCUAAGGAAUAUGCAAAAGCAAGUGAGAAAAGCAGUCCCCACCGUCGGUAGCUUUUAAUGCUGCACAGAAGGGUUGGCUCCUCCUUUAGAAAAUGUUUAGGUGCCUGCAAAUGGAAAAUACUGAAAAUCGUUGAGAGGCUAGUUUGCACAAAUUUAAAUAAAUAACUACACAUUAAUAUGUGCAUUUAUGUACAUAUGCAUAUAUAUUUAACUUAUAUAUAUAAUAUGUAUGUAUAUACAUAAAUCUAUACAAAGUCUGCUUAUUUCAAGCUCUCACAUUCAGCUGUUUUUAAUACUGAGUAUACUGAGUCCAACAACAUGCCACGGUAUCCAUUCUUACACUCAGAUUGGUGGUUUCUUGCCUCACCUUUUGGACUAGACAGCAUUCCCGGCCUUCUGUUUGCAUGAGUGUGAGAAAGAGGGGAAAUGUGAGACGGUCUCUUCUGUAUUAGUGCAGAACUUGGUGGCCCUUUCAGCAUGUUCACUUCUGCUCUCACUGCUGCCAGUGCUAUGACUGAUGGGAAAAAUAACUAAAGGUUUCUAUAUGUGUAAUGUUCUUCCAUGGCUCAAAGUCUGGUUGCAGUGGGAGAUUGGGCCCAUACAGCUUGCUCCUUGGAGGGCAUGAUAGAGAGUGGCUAAAAAUCUGGGACAUGUCAUUCCUGUGAAAAGUUGAGACAUAGGUUUUAUCUUCCUUAAGCUGCCAGAAGGUUGUGAGAAAUAUUGGCAAUAACUGUCUAGCUUAGCAUUCAUUUUGAAGCUCUUAGAAUGGUCUCCAUUUUUCUUCUUUUAUUUUUUUAAUGGAAUCUUGCUUUGGUAAUGAUUCAGAAUAUUGUAAAUCCACUCCUACAGUGUAUUAUACUGAACAGAAAGCCUCAUUAUUGUUAUAAUGUAAAUAACAUGUAAGUGGCUGGACAUCAUAAAAAUAUAGUAAUCUACAUGGACUCAUUUCCAGAAGGUUUUUAUAUAAUGAUUUAUACAUAGAGAAAUAUAUAUUAAGAAUUACCUUCUUAACAAAUAGCAAAAUAUCUGCAUAGUUAGCAUCUUUGUUUCUGUGUUGACCUUUGGAAUUUUAAUGUGUUGUCCUUUCACAGAAAGCCUCUUAAAUUACAUUUAGGUACAUUAGCAGUACCACUACAAGGAUUUCCCUUCAAAUUGCACAAGCUCCUCUUGGUUUGGUGUAUCAAUGGGGGCUGUGCUUAAAUUCUUAAGUCCUUAAAUUGAUGGUGGAUAAGACAGGCUUUCAAGAGCUUGGACAGAGGAGGGGGCAGUCUGACUUUUUUUGUAGUUUGUUUUUCUUUAAAGCCUCAGUCCUGAUGUAGAAGCCUCCUAACAGCUUUCCACUCUGUUCAGUGAGUACAUGAAUAGCAUCCUUAUUCUACACUGAGCAACAUUUAGCAAGACUGUUCCUGUAUUUCACUCAAAGGGGACGUUCUCAGUACUGUCACUGGGACAACCUCAAGUUUUGGGGCUGUUCAGUUGUGCUGGCAAAUUGGAUUUUGCCCACUUAGCCAUCUCCCUUUCUGCUCCUAUGGGAAGGGAUGGGGCAGAGAAGGAAUAUGGCUGGGACACCCCGGGAAACAGCUGGGAUCGGGGGUGACAGCUGCUGCUUUGGUGCAUGGCAGCAAUGGCAGAAACAAACCUGGCUUUCCACACCACUAACUCAACAAAAUAGGUAGUUAGACCAACAUUUUUUCUCAUCCUGUUGUAGUCCACUCACUAGGCAACUGUCCACUUUGUCAUUAUCUGGAUACAGCCCUGAGACUAAUGCUAGUUGUAUUUGAAGUAAAACUUCAAUCGGAUUCUUCUUUAGAGAAGAAAAAACAAAUCUGGCAACGCAGGGCUGCUUCUUGAGCACCUAUGUGUGAAGUAUUAGGACCAGCAUGGUAGACGUCCUGGGUCCUACAGGUGAGGGACAUUUUGCUAGUGAGGUUUGGUGAUGUUAAAAUUUGUGUGGAUUAUAGCCCAAACUGGUAAGUUCUCUCAAGGCAAGGUGACAGCCUAUAUGAAGGAAAAGAGAUGCAAAGACAGAAGAUCUCAGGGCAUGGAAGUAAUGGAAAGGACCAAAGGAAAAGCAGGAAAGGAGGGGAAGCUGCAUAGGCAAAGGUGAAUUUCCUGACAAAGAACUGAAAAAAACCUCAAUACUGAGUAGGAUCAUCUCACUUAACAUUAGACAAUUAUGUUCUAGAUGUCUGUUUGUAGUCUGGUGGAGGGGAUUUGCCUCCUUUUGUGGUCAGUGGAAGGAAAGAUGGACUUUUAGAAUGUGCUUUAUCUGACCUAUAUUACUUGUCUAUUCCAGGUUCCUCUAAGAAUGCCUGUUCCUCUCCACUGGUUGUGUAGGAAAUCAGAUGUAGACAUCUAUUUUGUAGAUAGCUACACCUGAGCAGAUGGAUUCCACACAGUGAUGGAACCCUUAUGGGACUCCAUUCCCAUCCCAAAGGCCUGGCACACUGUAUCUUAAAAUAGCACUUAAAUUUUGAAGCCAUCUCCUUUUCAGUGAUAGAGUUAUCUAGCUGGGAUGGCACAGAAAUUUUAAGAGGAAGAAGAAACAAACACAUCCAAUUUUACUGAAAAAUUCAUAGCAUGACAUGGUAAAAAGACACAAUGAAGCUUUGACUUCUUUUCCAUCUCUACUAUACAUUAAAAAUAUAUAUAUGUAUAAGCAAUGCAUAGUAUUUAAAGGGUUUGGCGCUAAGUAUAUAAAAAGUGGAAGUACUUGAGAAAAAUGUGGUAUAACAUUUCAGUGGAUAUCAUGUCUUUAUUAAUAGCUGGCUGAAAUUCUCUUAAUUUGAGGCCGUAAGAGCCCAUUCAACUCUGAUUGUGUGAGAAUUUCAUCUCUUUUGAAAAGGAAAAUUUGUUUUUUGAAUAUGAAUGGAAAUAAACUGUAGUGAAGUAAAUGUGAGAGGCUGAGGGAUAGAAAGGGACUAGCUGUUUCUGCAGAUGAGCUGAUGAUUUUCAAGCGGCUGUAUUUCUAAUCUCCUGGUGAUAUUUGCAGGCUGACCUGCACAAAACCUGGAGAAACCCCUGAAUAUGUUUCUGCUUCUAGAGUAGAAUUAAGAUAGUCUAAUUUGUUUAGCUAAAAAUUAGUUGCAAAAUGAUUUUGUCCUACUAAAGGAAGUAUCUAAAUUCUCUAUAUAAUCAAUGAAGAGAGGCAGGCACUACAGAAAGUCUGCUAGAGGGAUCUUGCUUUCUUAUUUGAUAGCCUUCAGAGUUACUUAUCUCUCUCCACUUACCAGAGAACUUACUGUGGGGCUCAUUUUCUGGGUCCCUAAGAUGCCAGCUAUAGCUGUUAGCUAUUCAGUUUUUCAUAUGUAAGUGGAAGUUUUGGCUGGCACAGCUAGAUUACCAGUGAACACUGAAGAAGCAUACCAGGCUCCUUUAAAAUUUGGCUGGAAGUGUGUCUUUUACCAGCUUCCAAUGUAUGCUCAUCUUUUCUUUUACAAAAGUAUCUAUUUGCUUUCAAAAUCACAUCUGUCUGCUGACAAUAGUGGAAGUUGAAAUUGCUUACCACUUUAAAGGACUGUGUCCUAAAGGCUUGAAACCUUCGUACACAGCUUUGGAAAUUACUAACAGCAAUACCGAGCACUAUUUUAUUUCAAAGGCACCCAUAUAAAAUGCUUUGACGGAUCCUCUUCACUAUUCCCUUGCCAGAAGGGCAAGCCAAGCUUGAGAGAGAAAGCUAUUACAAGACCACGUGGAAACUGAGAAUUCAGGCCAAAGCUUUCAUUAGAAUCCAUAGUUUCCUUUGGAGCUUUCUGCAUGUUAAGGAAAGAAGCUCUCUUGCAUUCUGCCUCUGCAUUUGAAAUAGCUGAGUGAUGACACAGAAGGAAAGCGAGAAGUUCUAGCAAUAGGGUUAGACCCUGUGAAGUUUUAUGCAAAUAUCCUAUGAAACUUUAUACAUAGUGAAUAGUCAUGGGGCAGUUCUACAGCGGUCUCCGUAUGCCAAUAUGUGUCAGCCUAGCUGAAUGGUUGUUUUCUUUGUGAACUGAAAUUUCCAUUGGCAAAUUAGCAUCAGAACAGACCAUCGUAUUUCACUCCAGCUGAUCAUCUGGAUGCUAAAGGUCAUGUCCAUGGAGGGCUCUUAUGGAGUAUUUUGUUUUAUCUCCAUAUAUGUGCUCAUCAAUUUUGUUGUUAAAUAUUAUUAAGUAAUUGAUAAUUCUAGCUCAAUCUUUAUCCCCUCUCCUGGGGUGUAUUUAAUCAUGAAAUGGUUUUCAGGUAUAAAUUAGCAUAAAUCCAUGUCUGUUGAAGUCAGAGUUCAUUCCACUCAUUCUCAUGUUUGAAUACCAUUGACUUAUGGCAAGCUACAUCACCAGAGUCUCAGGAACUUCAUGAAAUAUAGUAGAUCUAUGUGCGCAGAGCAUUACUGAAUUAAAAAUUAGCAAAUUAAUAUUUGGAGGCCUCAAAUACCUAGUUUUGGACUUGCUUGGUCUAUAACCCACUCUUCUCUGGUUUAAGUUUAUCUUUUGAAUCAAUACGUUGUGACCACAGCAAGAUCAUCCCUCUUGUUCUUUAGAUGUACUCUUUUCUCAUGAUUCCCCUAAUUUUCUGUCCCUUAAAUAGCCUAAUCAGCCCUGAGCUAUGAUUCUGCUUUGCCCAAUCAUUCACAAGAGUGCAUGGUCACCUUGCCGCAAUCUGACUACAUCACCUGCUUUUCUUUUGUCUAAGGCUUCCAAGAAUUGCUCUGUUCUUAAGCCCUCAGUCCUUUCCUUCAUGCAAGGUUGCAAAAUUUUCUAUCUGAACCAGACCAACCUCUGCUUUUACAUCUGUGUGAUGUGGGAUUUUCAUGAUGUGCCCCAACAGAACUUUACCCCAAACUAAAGUUUAUCAUUCGUUAAACCUUAUCAGGAAACUGAAAUGCAGAACCUCUGAUUAAUUUGUGCUUUGUGAUGGACAAAAGAUAUUUUGCUGAUUUUGUGUAGGUGUUAUACUCAAUUUACACUGGUUUAUUCCAGACUGCUUUGCACAGUCUUUCUGUAGGCCUUCUCUGUGUCAUAGUAUUGUGUUGCUGUUGUGACCUUUUCCUUCCUUCCAUGACAUUUUUGUUUGCUCAGAAUGCAACUCUAGAUAUUAGAGAGAACUGUUUCAUGCAGGUGAUAAUCAUCUCUUUAAAAUGACAGAACCAAGUGAAGGAUACACCCUUUUAAAGAAAAAAAAUCAAUAAUUUGUACUUAAAAUACUCCAUAAACCUAGUCCAGAUCAUUCUGAAAUUAAUUAAAAGCUCUCCUGAUAAUUCUAAGUAUGUCACAUAUAGCCACACACAAUUCUUGGCAUAGCGUAUAUUGUUGAUGGUGUUUACUCCAGAGACUCUGAAGUCAGGGUGGAGGUGCAUUCACAAAUGUGUUCAGCACUGCCUUCCAUUCCACUUAUCCAGGAGUGGUAUGUCAUGUCCUGUUUCUGUGAGAGCUAUUAUCUCCUUCUAUCUGGGCCUUUUCCUUGACUAGGAGGACUGAGGCAACCACCACCUUACGUUCCCGUCCUCCUCAUACUUGCCCCCAGGGCUCUAUGAUCAUCUCUGAUAUUCUCAGGGUUUACCCUGGUCUUGUCAUUGGUGCCCACAUACAUGAACAGCAAAGGAGAAGAGUCCGAAGGCCAGAUGAGCCUAUGCAGUCUUUCUGUAAUGUCAUGAAUCUGGGCUCCAGGUAUCAGUAAACCUCUUUGGAUGAUAGGUGCCUCUGUUCUGUUGGAGAGAAAGUCAGCAGCUGUUGGCUCUCAUCACCUCCUCUUUCUCCCUCAUAUCCUAAUCUGAAUAGCUAGAGCUGGAGCCUUCCUCCUGUUGCCAGAAUUCACAAGCUUCCAGCUUGCACCCCCUGCCCACCUUCAAGUCAGUAUUUACUUCCUGCUCCUGUGAUGCUUUGUUUAAGGUGAUUGCACCAGCAGGCACAAAGAGUUGCAUCCUGUGGCAUAUGAACAUCACUGGUGGACCUGCCUUUCCGCACACGAGUCAUCUUGUCUCCAUUGCGUCCCUGGCAUGCCCAUUGCUGUGCUACUUGCUUCACUCCUGUUUGCCCAUCUUACCUGAGGUGAUACUAGUCACUGCUGAUCUUUAGGUGCAAACAGUGAAGAAGCCCGAUUUGAGCUUGCUUCAACCUUUCGUGAGAAACAGGGAUGUUCACUUACCUUGUGAACUCCAGGUCCUCAGCAUGCUGCUUCCUCAUGUGCUGCAGCCUGAAAGAGCUGCUGCCACUGCUGUUUCUUCUCUGUUUAUAAUAGGACUAUAUAUUACAUGUACACUUUCCUAAGGCAAAUACAUGUAUUGAAUAAAAAUGCUUAUGAAAACAAUUUAAUCAGUGUAGAGCUGCUUUAAAUGCAGAUGAGUCAGGCCUUUCCUGCAUAGGAUAAGAGCAUAAAGAAUAAAUAUGCAUAAGCUCUGCUAAUGCAAAAGGUCAGACUAAAUUAACUUCUAGUACAACCUUGAAACUUGAUUUAUCUGUUUCUGCAAAUUCAACUCUCUACUUUUGCCUAAAGCACUGAAAGAUCCUCUUAUACGUGCAGCAAAAUCAUCACAGCUGUCCAAAACCGAUUUUCUCACAUUCAUACACACUAUGUGCCAGAAGUCCAUUAGCUAUAUGCAUGGAGCUGCACAUCUCCAAGUAGCUUCUGCCCCUAAAAAUAUGAAACUGUGGCGGAGUAAAUUGGACUACUAUUACUGCAAGCCCACAGGCAUUUCAUAUGCUGAGAAAUACCAGCUACAAACACAAAGAGCUUAUUCAAAGGAAGAAAACACCUUCUUGAAAACCACAUAAAAGUCUAGCCUGAAAGAAUCAUACAUAUAUAUAUAUAUUUCUGGGUGGAGGCGGGGGUCCAAAUACUCACUUAUUCCACACUACCCAUAAGCAGGAUUAAUCUAGUCAACAAAACAGCCUCUGAAGCCCCAGUAUUUCAGUUUUCAGGUUAGUUUCUAGUAAUUCAUGUAAGCUUUUCAUUCCUUCCUGAAAGUGAAAGUACUGGCAAAAGUCUACCUGUCCCAUUUCAGGAGAAACACUCUCUUACUCUUUGCUAUUUUAAUGUGGGUAAGGCAACCUGCACCACUCCUGAUUGUGGUGAGAUGUCAAGGCAUUUCUAAUACAGUCAUGCAUGCAGCCAAAUGCAUCGGAAAGGAUGAAAAAGAGACAAAGAGAAUCUUUUUGACCCAACAUGUGUCAUCACCUUCAAUAAGAAUGAUAAUGCAAAAUUUAGCUCUUGUAUACCAUUCCUCUUAUUGUUAUUGAAGUUGUGAUUGUGACUGUGGUGAUUGCUGAGACUAAUAGGUUACUGUUCCUUUGGGGAUGUGUGGGGGGUUACCUUAGUUAUCCUUCAGUGCUCCUGGGAGGGAGCAGUUUGCUGGCUUCCUCCAUCUCACUGGAGGAGAGAGACUGGCUUAUACAAUGAAAUGUCAAGCUCCUGGCACCCCAUUAGCAGCCUAAUCUUAUCUAAGCAGUCUUGAAUUUGAUGGGUGUUAUCUACCUCUUCCAUGGCUUCCAUGGUCAAUGCAACGUGUCAAAUCAAAACUGCCAUAUCUCCCAAGACAGGAAGCUUGCCACCAUUUUUUUUGUUUUUCUUGGCAUCCACCUUCUUCAACCAAGCUUUCAUUUUUAAGCUGAUAGACCAAUAAUUUAUUGGUUUUGCCAAGCUUCUUACUAAUUUUAGUCUUGUAUACAUUGCUUAUGCAUCCAUUCUGGGGAAUUAGCUGUUUCCUUUCUCUUCUGUUAAAUCUUUGUAUGAAGGAGACCAGCCUACUAGUUGUGGUAAUCCCUUUGAGAAUACACGUCUAAAAAAAAAAAAAAAAAAAAAAAAAAUCAGCUAUAUCAGCAGUGUUUUCGAGAUUUCAUUUUUAUUGUGUUUGUUAUGCCAAGAAAGAAGCAACACUGGUGCUUUGUCCAAUGCCUUUUAGUGUCUCUAGCUGAGUAAGGAGCUCCUGUAGCUCUGAUAGACCAAGGAAGGAAGAAGGAGAAGAUGCCUGAUAAAUCCUCCUUUCUGUGAUAUGAUAUGGAUUUACCCCAGCCAAGAUGGCAGUGAUGAGGCAAAAAGCAAUAAUAAAGAAUAGUUUCCUGAACCCUAUCCUCUUCACCCUGAUAAAUUUCACCAGAAUGUGAUGAUGUUUGGGGAAAAUAUUGCAUCAAAAUCACAACACAGAUCAGUAUAUUCCUAAAUACUAAGUUCAGAAAAGAAUUGAAAUUCACGUCUAUGGUUUGUGACUUAGGUUCAUCUCUUUGCAGUAAGCUUUUUUAAAUCCUGAACAGUUAAAUGGUUCAGCUUACCGCAGGACUGCACUGACUUGAGCAAUGGAUCCAUCAGGAGUGAGUCCUCAUUUUAGACUAUGUCCUUCUAAGAUUGGUACCUAUAUCAGCAAAUUAUUUCUUUCUUCUGCUUUGGCUUUGAAAGUGUUGUUUGGUUUGUGCUUUUUUUGUUUGUUUGUUGUUUGGGGUUUUUUUCCAAUCAGUGUAGAUUAUGAAAUAUCAUGUUAAUAUAAAUUGGAAUUGGUCAUGUCAAGGUCCAGAUUAAAGGAAGGGCUGCCAUCUACAAAUUGAAUACUACAGUGCCUAGAUGUCUAGACCACAGUCAUGAAAUCAUUAAGUCCACCUGGACUCGAUCAAUAGAAAACACACUUUACUAGGGUGUCUCUUGCAUCUCAUACCUUCCAGGAGCUUUGUCCUCUAAACGAAGGUUGUUAGGAAGCUUCCUGACAAGAGGGUAUUACAUAGUGUUUAGAAGAGUUUUCUAAAGUUCUUUCUUUUAGAAUGGUGUAGGUAUUACCCAACCGUUAUCUAGCAAGGUAGUGACUGCAACUUUUGGUCAGGAUUUGGAAGACCAGAAUUAAUUCCUCCACUCAGCCUGAAGAUAUUCAAGGAUACAUCUACCACACUCUGUAAGAAUAUGCUAAACCAGGUUGUUAUUUUCUGCCCUUGAAGAUGGGCUACAGUUGAGAAAGUCUGUGUGAGAAAGAAAUUAGCUACCACGACAUUUUGGGAAGCUCCUAGUUCAGAUGGGGGAGCUGUUAGAGGUGCUCAUACUUGCUUGAGCUCCAGAACUGAUUUGUAUUGCACCAUAUCAAGCUUUUGGAUAUCCUGAGAUGGGAGCUAUGCACCAGCUUCUUCUGGUUGGCAAUACUUACUCCAAUAUCAGGUGCAAAACAGUGGGCAUUUGGAGAACUUUUGGUCUUUCGGACCAAAGAGUCUCCCAAAUAGUUUUUUUUAAACAGACCUCAAUCAUCUGUUUAAAUCCCUUUAUACAUAAUCAAGUCAUUUUUUUAAAAAAAAAAUCCGACCUUAAGACUUGAUCUUCCCAUUUAAGUUUAGACAAUUAGACACAGCAUUUGAAAUAUCAGAAAGAUCAAUUUGCUCUAUGGUUACAUAGAGAAGAGAGUUUCCUUGAGAGAACAGUACAAGUCUUAUAUGAAAGAAAUUGUUUGCUGGGGGAUCUUCUCUCUUUCUUAGAGGGAGCUUUUGAUAAGAGGGCUCUUUAAUUCAGGAAAUUCAAGGACAUGGGGGAAUUCCCUCCUCUCUCCACUCCCUCUAUUCCAUGCUGCAAAUUUUACAUGCGGGUGCUGAAAAUUAGAAAAUAUCAAUUUAUAUUCCAAGCAAAACAUAUCUGUGAGGCAGGUCUUUUCUGCUGUCAUCUCUUUCCCUGUGUGUGCUGUACAUAGGAAAUUACUGUGGUUUUGACCCUGGAACCACUAUCUUGGCUUGAGAGUCAUGAAAGUCCCCAUGAUACACUUUUUAUAGGGAAUUAAAAUUGUAACCAUCCAAAUCACACUCUAACUUUUUAAUAUUUAAAGUUAGCCAAGUUAUCAGAAUUAAAUUCUCAAUUGUACAGUAUCUAUUCAGAUGAAGCACCUCACCCCACUGGAAUAAUUAUCAGCUCAUCCAGUCUUUGAAAUGAUAACCCCUAAAAUUUGAGCUUCACUGUUUCUUGACUGACAUGUGGAAUAGAAUUUAGCCAACAGGAGCACAGUUCUGUCAAGACUCUUAUCCUAGGUCUCAAAGAGUUAUGUUUUAGUUAUUUUAUUUAUUGAUAGGCAAAUAUAAUUUAGAAUUUAAAACCUAAGUAUUUCCUGUAAGUAAUUAUCUCUGCGGCUAGUUUUCUUUAAACGUACUACACUAUUUAGUUAACAAGAACAAAGCUAGAAGAGUUUGAAAGGGAUUUUUUUUUUUCCAAAUAAGUAACUGACAGAAAAUCAUAAUGUGGACUUGAAAUACUAAUGAGCUGAGUUUCAAGUGAUUAAUUACAACUUUAUGCAUUUUUUUCAUAAAAAAUAUAAAAUUCAGUUUUCUGACUCUUGGACUUGAAAAUCAUUUGUACCCAUGCAUAGUGAAUGUAAGAUACUAGCAUUGGUAUAUAUGCCCAUGUUUGUACGCACAGGCUGCAAAGCAAUGCAUCAGAGAUGUAUCAUUUUCCAAGUACUUCCUUUAAGGCUGAUUGUUCAGGGCAAGUAAUAUGCAUGAUAUAACUGGUGCAUGUAACAGUAAGUACAGCCUUCUGCAAAUUUGGAUUAAAAGCCAGUAACUUUAUUCUGAGGCUGAACUUUGCAGAUGAGUAGUUUAUGGCAUUUUUAAGUGUAGCCAUUUCUGUGGUCUGAAUACGAGUACAACUGAUUCUGUCAUAUGACACUAGAGGUUAUACUUUUAAAUGAUAUAUUAUUACAUUUGAUUGAGGCAGUUAUCUUUCUUGCAAAUUAUAUCUCAAAUCAGACAGAAGAGGCAAUAAUUAGAGGCUAUGAACUUGGAAAAUCUGUAGUGUUUCUUUAUUUUUGAGAAGACACCAGGAUUUACAACACAUGCUCUGUUCUGCCUCUCUCUAAUUUACUUCCCUUUCCCCAAUGAAUGUUUGUCAACUGCCAUACACUUCAAUUUUCUUUAACUGUAUCUGUCAAGAUUUAAGUGAGAUUUAUAUAGAAAAAAACAAAACUUAUCAACAAAGUGGAAAUAAAUGAAGCUGAGUCAAGUCCGUGACAUUUUAGGGAAAAUGCAGUUGCAAAUCAAUUUCUUUGAAAUGUAGGUUCUGACUCAACAGCAUUCACAAGGUCUUGACUAACCAUCUGAUCCUGAGAAAUGCUGCUCAGAUGCACUUUCAGUAUCAUGGGCCAGGUCCCCAAGAGGGUUAAACUGAUGGAGCAGUUUGUAUAGCCCGAGGAUCUUGCCGAAUGGCAGCCAGUAGCAUUCACAGCAUCUCACAGUCAGACAACCAGAAGAUAAUAAAUGUCUUGGGUUCUUUUCCAGGCCAAUCUUCCAGUUGGCCAAUUAUAUUUGUAAAAGUAAUGUCUUUUUAGACAAAUGCAGACCUCUCCAAGGGAUCAAGUCAAUGGAUUAAUGUGGACAGAUCCUUAUAGGUUAAGGGAAAGGGCUUUUAAUUUUUAACUCUACUACUUUGAAUCAUGAUCAUACAAAAAAGGUGAUGAAAUCUGACAUGAUCCCUUGUAUAAACAAGAUCAUGAAUGUAAAGCUUAUAAUGCCACUGUGAAAUUUUAAUGCUUAUUUAUUAUGGUUAUGAUGAUACCUGUAUAAUAAGAUGAUGAUAAUAAUAAUGAAUAGUCAUCAGUGCCAAUAUGAUUCUACUAUUUUUCUACAUAUGCUUUAUUGUGGCAUUUUGUGUAGCUUGUGUUCUGUGUAAAGAAAUGUCAAUAAAAUCUUUGCUUCCUUUUGUCUGUA